AGGUGGCAGAAAGUUUUCUUUUGGUCUUUGGUGCCCCUUCACAUGGUGCCAUACAGGGCAGCCUCCUGUCAGCAGACCUGCAUGAACUGUGUUGCUUUACCGAGCAGCGAUGAAGAAAGCCGUUCCUCACUACUCCAGAUGGGCAGAAAGACGAUCCACCGUGGUUUAUGCGGUUCGCUCAGCCACGAUUGGCUCCUGGAGGAUGCUCACGAUGGGGGCGGAGUACUUAGACACCUGGGCUCGGUCACCUGACAGGAGAGAACGUCCUGAGAAGCUGGUCAGAGAGGAGGAGGAGGAGGAGGAGGAGGAGGAGGAGCCGGGGCCAUCAGAUACUGGAGAGCAGGGGGAGUCCUCAUGGAUAUCCGCUGACAAGGACCCAGAACAGAAGUACGAGACUGUUCUGCACCUGGACGGGAUGAGCGGACGAAAAAUGGGAGAUGGUGUCCAGGAGGCCAUAAAGAAGCAUGACAACCUGAAGAGCACCUCCACUAAUCAGAGAAUGGCUCGCUUCGCAGAAGAUCUACCCACCCGCUAUGGAGGAAGUGCAGGCGGCGGAGGGAGAGGUGGACCGGGCGCUGGGAGAGGAGGCGCCCGGGGUGGUGGCGCUCCGGGUGGGCAGAGGAUGUACAAGCAGUCGAUGGCCCAGAGAGCCCGGACGAUGGCCAUCUACAACCCGAACCCUGUCAAACAAAACUGCUUCACCGUCAACCGCUCCCUCUUCAUCUUCCGCGAGGACAACCUCAUCAGGAAGUAUGCAAAGCGAAUAACAGAGUGGCCUCCAUUUGAGUACAUGAUCCUGGCCACAAUUAUCGCCAACUGCAUCGUCUUGGCCCUGGAGCAGCAUCUACCCGCCGGUGACAAGACGCCCAUGUCAGAGCGCCUGGACGACACAGAGCCCUACUUUAUUGGAAUAUUCUGUUUUGAGGCCGCCAUUAAGAUCAUCGCCCUGGGCUUCGCAUUUCACAAAGGCUCCUACCUCCGCAAUGGCUGGAAUGUAAUGGACUUCGUGGUCGUCCUCACGGGAAUCUUGGCCACGGUGGGUUCAGACUUUGACCUGAGAACGCUACGAGCGGUGAGAGUGCUGAGACCCCUGAAGCUGGUGUCAGGAAUCCCCAGCCUCCAGGUGGUGUUGAAGUCUAUAAUGAAAGCCAUGGUUCCACUUCUUCAGAUUGGUUUGCUGCUCUUCUUCGCCAUUGUUAUGUUUGCCAUCAUUGGGGUGGAGUUUUACAUGGGCAAAUUCCACACCACCUGCUUCAAGAACGGCACUGAUGAGAGAACAGCUGACUGGCCUUGUGGUAAUGAGCCCCCAGCGAGGACCUGUCCCAGUGGGAGCGAGUGUAAAGUGUACUGGACCGGACCCAACUUUGGUAUUACCAACUUCGACAACAUCCUGUUCGCAGUGCUUACCGUCUUCCAAUGCAUCACCAUGGAGGGCUGGGUGGACAUCCUUUACAGCACCAAUGAUGUCGCAGGAAACACUUGGAACUGGCUUUACUUCAUCCCUCUCAUAAUCAUCGGCUCCUUCUUCAUGCUUAACCUGGUGCUUGGUGUUCUUUCUGGAGAAUUUGCCAAAGAGCGAGAGCGUGUGGAGAAGAGACAGGAGUUCCUAAAGCUUCGCAGGCAACAGCAGAUUGAGAGAGAGCUCACUGGAUACUUGGAGUGGAUCUGCAAAGCAGAGGAGGUGUUGCUGGAGGAGGAGGAUGAGAUUGCAGAGGAGAAGUCCCCACUGGACGGUGCGUGGUACAAGAGGAAACAAAACCUUCCAGUCCUGAAGCGAGGCAAAGUGAAGAAGGGUAAAAACGACCUGAUCAGCGCUGAGGAGGGGGAGGAUCCUUUUGCAGACAUCUCCUCUGUUGCUCCUCCUGGCUCUCCGUUUGGUCGGGCCAGUGUGAAAAGCAGCGGUAAGAUGGACAGCUCAUCUUACUUCCGGCGUAAAGAGAAGAGGAUCCGCUUCUUCAUCCGCCGCAUGGUGAAGGCUCAGAGUUUCUACUGGAUCGUCCUGUGUGUGGUUGGCCUCAACACACUCUGCGUGGCCAUAGUCCACUAUGACCAACCCGAGUGGCUUACAAGAGCUCUCUACACUGCAGAGUUUGUGUUUCUGGGUUUGUUUCUGACUGAGAUGACUUUGAAGAUGUACGGCCUCGGAGUAAGGAAUUAUUUCCACUCCUCCUUUAACUGCUUCGAUUUUGGGGUGAUUGUUGGCAGCAUUUUUGAGGUGAUCUGGGACAUGAUUAAACCAGGAGCAUCGUUUGGUAUCAGUGUGCUGAGAGCUCUGAGACUGCUUAGGAUUUUCAAAGUCACCAAAUACUGGAACUCUUUAAGGAACCUUGUUGUUUCCCUCCUGAACUCCAUGAAGUCCAUCAUCAGCUUGCUCUUCCUCCUUUUCCUCUUCAUUGUGGUCUUUGCCUUGCUGGGGAUGCAGCUCUUCGGAGGACAGUUUAACUUUGAAGAUGAAACCCCAACAACAAACUUUGAUACCUUCCCAGCAGCCAUCCUCACGGUGUUCCAGAUUCUGACUGGCGAGGACUGGAACGCAGUGAUGUACCACGGGAUCGAGUCUCAAGGAGGCGUUCGCGGCGGCAUGUUCUCCUCCAUCUACUUCAUUGUCCUCACACUCUUUGGAAACUACACCCUCCUGAAUGUCUUCUUGGCUAUCGCCGUCGAUAACCUUGCAAAUGCACAAGAGCUGACGAAGGAUGAAGAGGAGCAGGAGGAGGCAGCCAAUAAGAAGCUUGCUCUGCAGAAAGCUUUGGAAGUGAAAGAAGUCAGCCCGAUGUCAGCAGCCAACAUUUCGAUCGCUGCUUUUGUAAAGCAAAAUCGAGAUGCACUCUCUCGCAGGUCGUCCAUCAGCAGCAUUCAGUCACCGAGUUAUACUGUCUACUCCUCUCCCGCUCGAUGUGUCUUGAGCAAAGAGCAGCAGCGUUCAGCGAAGGCUAUGUCAGUGUGGGAGCAGAGGACUAACCAGCUUAGGAGACAUAACAUAAAAGCGAGCAGCGAGGCCCUGUACAACGAGCUCGACCCCGAUGACCGCCUAUUGAUGUCCAGCGCCCUUCAUCUGCACCCCGACAUGAAGACUCACCUGGACAGGCCCCUUAGGGUGGAGUCCAAGAAUGGAGACAAAUCCAGCAGGGCCCCCGAGGGAGGGUGGGAGGAGGCAGGGGAUCUCCGGCAGGAUGACAGCUUUCACCCACACUCCAGGAAGCAUCACCACCACCACGACAGGAGCGGGGAGAGCAGAGAUGAAGGAGAUGUCCGGGGAGGGAGGCACCACACCCAUCACAGCAGGAGCAGAGAUCACAAUGCUGAUGGUCCACAGACAAAAGAGAGGAGAGGGGAGAUGAGUCACAACCGCAAUGGAGGGCAGGGGCACAGGCACCACCACCACCAGGCCGGCUCCCCUGAGGAGGAAAAUAAUGACCUGCGGGGAGGAGGAGGAGAUAAUAAGGGGCAUCACCACCAUCACUCACAUCGUCCACCUAAAGAGGGGAAUGGGAUGUUGGCAAAUGGUGCACAGUCAGAGCGAAGGGGUAGAGGGGGAGGUGGAGGAGAUAGUAAUGGAGAGAGGAAGGACCGAUGCUCUCGUACGGGCAGAGCUCAGACAGCUCUGGGUGGAGAUGACUCUAAGAGGAACAAGAACGGAAACAGAGGUUACAGGGAGAUGGAGCCAGACGCUGAGGAGGACAGCCUUACCUGCAGUCCUCAGCAGCCUACAGAGGAUGCUGACAACCAGAAGAACUCGACUAGGGCCAGCCAGGCUGGCCUCAACAGCAAUGCUAUCCACAUUCCUGUCACCAUCACUGCCCCGCCUGGAGAAACAACCAUCAUACCCAUGAACAACAUCGACUGUGACAACCUCCAGCUCAGUGAGGAGAAGAAAGAUCUGGAAGAGGACGAGGCAGCUAAUGGGCCUCGGCAGAUCCUUCCCUACAGCUCAAUGUUCAUCUUUAGCCAAACAAACCCGGUGCGACGGCUGUGUCACUAUGUGGUCAACCUACGCUACUUUGAAAUGUGCAUCCUGACGGUCAUUACCAUGAGCAGCAUCGCCCUGGCAGCUGAGGACCCCGUGCAAGCCAAUGCGACGCGCAACGACGUUCUCAAGUACCUGGAUUAUGUCUUCACUGGAGUCUUCACUUUUGAGAUGGUGAUUAAGAUGAUUGACCUGGGACUGCUUCUCCACCCUGGCUCUUAUUUCCGUGACCUGUGGAAUAUUCUGGACUUCAUCGUGGUCAGCGGAGCUCUGGUGGCCUUUGCCUGCUCGAGCCUUAUGGGAUCGCAACAAAGCGUGGCCAGAGGGACAAAAGGCAAGGACAUCAACACCAUCAAGUCCCUGAGGGUCCUCCGGGUCCUGCGGCCACUCAAGACCAUUAAAAGGCUGCCCAAACUGAAGGCUGUGUUCGACUGCGUUGUAAACUCUCUGAAGAACGUCCUCAACAUCCUCAUCGUCUACAUCCUCUUCAUGUUCAUCUUUGCUGUGAUUGCUGUUCAGCUCUUUAAGGGGAAAUUUUUCUACUGCAGUGACGAGUCCAAGACCCUGGAGAAAGACUGCAGGGGUCAGUUUUUGGACUACGACAGGGAUGAAGUAACAGCAAAGCCCAGAGUGUGGAAGAAGUACGAGUUUCACUAUGAUAACGUGCUGUGGGCUUUUCUAACACUCUUCACCGUCUCCACCGGAGAGGGCUGGCCAGUUGUCCUGAAGCACUCUGUGGAUGCCACAUAUGAGGACCAGGGUCCCAGUCCAGGCUUUCGCAUGGAGACAUCCAUCUUUUAUGUGGUCUACUUUGUGGUGUUUCCCUUCUUCUUUGUCAACAUAUUCGUAGCUUUGAUCAUCAUAACUUUUCAGGAGCAGGGAGACAAGGCCAUGUCGGAAUGUACACUGGAAAAGAAUGAGAGGGCUUGUAUUGACUUUGCCAUCAAUGCCAAGCCGCUGACAAGAUACAUGCCAGAGAACAAGCAGUCCUUCCAGUACAAAAUGUGGAAAUUUGUGGUGUCGUCUCCUUUCGAGUAUGCCAUCAUGACUUUGAUCGCCCUCAACACCAUCGUGCUGAUGAUGAAGUUCUAUGGCGCUCCAGAUGUGUACGAGUCCAUGCUGAAAUACUUAAACAUCGUCUUCACGGGCCUCUUCACACUCGAGUGCAUACUCAAAAUUAUUGCCUUCAAUCCACUGAACUACCUGAAAGAGCCCUGGAAUGUGUUUGACUUUGUGACUGUGAUUGGAAGCAUUACAGACAUUUUGUGCACAGAGAUAAACACGAAAGAAAAAAUCAACCUGAGUUUCCUGAGGCUGUUCAGAGCAGCUCGUCUCAUCAAGCUUCUGCGACAAGGCUACACUAUUCGCAUCCUGCUGUGGACCUUCGUUCAGUCCUUCAAGGCCCUGCCAUAUGUCUGCCUACUCAUUGCCAUGCUGUUCUUUAUCUACGCCAUCAUAGGAAUGCAGGUGUUUGGUAACAUCGAGCUGAUUGAGGAGAACGCCAUAAACCACCACAACAACUUCCAGACCUUUUUCCAGGCCUUGACCCUUCUCUUCAGGAGCGCAACAGGCGAGGCGUGGCAUGAGAUCAUGCUAGCAUGCCUCAGUAACCGGCCGUGCGAUAAGCUCUCAGGAACUACAGGAGACGAGUGUGGCAGUGACUUUGCCUAUUUCUACUUUGUCUCCUUCAUCUUCCUCUGCUCCUUUCUGAUGUUGAACCUCUUUGUUGCGGUCAUCAUGGACAAUUUUGAGUACCUGACCAGGGACGCCUCCAUCCUGGGGCCUCAUCACCUUGAUGAAUUCAUACGUGUGUGGGCAGAGUAUGACCCUGCUGCCUGUGGCCGCAUAGCUUACCGGGAUAUGUACGAGAUGCUUCGGGACAUGUCCCCUCCACUAGGUUUGGGAAAGAAAUGUCCACCCCGAGUCGCCUAUAAGCGAUUGGUGAAGAUGAACAUGCCAAUUGCAGAUGACAACACAGUGCAUUUCACCUCCACCCUGAUGGCCCUGAUUCGCACCGCCCUGGAGAUCAAGCUGGCAUCUGGCAUGCUGGCACAGCGUUUGUGCGAUGCUGACCUGAAGAGGGAAAUAAACCGAGUGUGGCCCAACCUGUCACAGAAGACCAUGGAUCUGCUGGUGACGCCGCAUAAAUAUAACGAGCUGACUGUGGGGAAAGUCUAUGCGGCUCUAAUGAUCUACGACUUCUAUAAGCAGAAUCGUGCCAAGAGACUCCAGCAGCAGAAUUCUUCAGAUGGACCUCAGAGUAAAUUGGGGUCCUUGUUCCGUCCUAUACUGCCAUUCACUCACAUACAGGAAGUAGAACCACCGUUCUCCAGGCCCAAACAAGUCCUCUCACCUGAGCCUGAAAAAAAACCCGAGGCCUCGACAGCUACCACCACCACCAACACCUUGAUUAACAAGGACACAAUACUUAACCAAAGGACUGCCAUAAAACAUUCCCAGUCUGGAGAUGUUUCUCAGGCUUCACAGAGGCCCAAAAGUCGAAGAAAGCUGCAGAGAGGCCAGUCGGAGGAUGUGCAAAAUUUAACAAGACCUCAGGAACAGGUUGAACUAAAGCAGGUGGAGAACACUUCAGAUGCAGAGGCAUAUCCCAGCCUGGAAGGUCACUGCAGAGCAGCCUCUCUUCCCCGACUAAAUGCUGAAUACUAUCGGAGCCACCCUCGCCACGCCCCUGGGACCCACCUGGCACCGAUUGUGGACCUCAGUCCUAUAAAACGCUCAGCAUCCUCGCUGACACCACAGCACCAUUACCAGGAUGUUGGGCUGAAGGACUAUGACCUGGAACGCCCCAGUCAGGCUCAGUCCUCUGCAGGGAUGGGCCAGGUCCAGGGCCAAGACAGAGCCCACCACCAUCACCACCAUCACCGCUGCCAUAGACGCAGGGAUAAGGACAAAGACAAGAAGCAGAAGUCUCUGGAUAGGGCUGCAUCAGUGCAGCCAUCCAGCACCGUUGAUUCAUUUACCGACCCCUCAGCUGAAGGACUGUCCAGAGAGCGAGCAAGGGAACGGGACCGCAGUCGGCCCCAUGAGAGGAGGCACCACUCCUCAGCAGGAGAGAAGCAGCGCUACUAUUCCUGUGAGCGUUACGGCAGCAGGGAGCAGAGCCACACCAAGUCAGCUGGUCCCAGUCGAUCCACGUCUCCAGGAGAGGGACAGGACUCUGGUUUCCUCAGACAGCAUGGCAGCAGUGUGGUUAAAUCUGGCCACGGGACACUUCCAUCUGGUUCAAGCACACCGGGUCGUGGUCGCAGGCAGCUCCCCCAGACACCCCUCACCCCUCGUCCUGCUGUGGCCUACAAGACUGCCAACUCCAAUCUCCCAUCCAGUGCCAUCAUGGCUACAACAGGGCACCAGACUCGCUUCAGCCGUGGUCUUUCAGAGCACGAUCGCUUACUCGGAGCCCACGAGGAGUCUCCAAUACCAAUUACUCGAAUUGGGUCUGACCCUAAUUUAAACCGGCAGCAGCAGGACUCGUCUCAGAAGGCUCUCCUUGAUGAGGAGGACUUCCAGGAUGCUGUAAGCAGCCAAGGAGGAGGCCGCUCUGCCAGAACUGCUGCCUCCACUACAGCCUCUGCCUCUCACCCAACUGCUGCUACACCCGUCACAGCACCCACCACACAGGGCCGAGCAGUGGUCAUGCCUAACGGGUACCACUUCACCCUUGGGGUCAACUCUUCGUCUGGGCCUGGGAAUAGAGGAGCAGGAAGUCUCAGGGAGAGGGAGGAGGAUGACUGGUGCUAACGUGGCAGAAAAUUUUAGAAAGCCUGCUGUUAGCUAGAAUGGGGCAGCUCAUGAGUGCUGCUCAGCGCUCAGGUCAGGAGCUGGUACAACAGGAGGCCAGGCGACUGAUACAGAAGGAAACACGAUGAGGGAAAGUCAGUGGAAAGCGCUCGGAGAAGGGAUCAGAAAUAAUUACAGCUUUGUAGUGUUACUGUCUUUUUAAUAUAUCAACCACUUUCAAGAAAAAACACUGACUUUUUCUAACCCCUUUACUUGCACUGGAAUUAGCGCACAUGUGGAGGCCCUCAAGUAUUUUGCCUUGGCCAGUAUAUUCAGUGGAGAAGAAGACAAAAGCCAAAAUCUCCCUAUUGUUUGUGUUUUAGACUGAUGCUCAUCCCCGAUAUUGAUAUGACUGCCCACACCACACUUUUUAUUGCUGUACGUCUUAUUUUCUUACCAAAUUUCUCUCUCUUGCUUUUUCCUGGUUUGUUUCUUUAUUAUCUUGCAGCAAAUCUUGACCAGAGCAGAUUAGGAAAGCUUUUUGUUUUUAAUGUAUGUCUUAAAAUUCUGCCAUAACACCCAGUAAACACAAAAGUCAUACAAUGACAUGGGUUAAGAUAAGACUAGAGUUGAGUUUUUAGGAUCCCACUUUUGUAAAAUCUCCCAGAUGUAAUUUUCUGAGAGCACAUAGGGACUAGAACAACUCGUUUUUGACAUUAAGUGGCUAACUACUAAGUGCCUCUUUUACCACAAUGUAUUAAAAUGGAGCCUGACUUUGGGUCAGUGGAGGUUGGGUGUAGCUAAAAAAACAAAAACAAAAACAACAAAAAAAAACUUGGUCAGAACAAAACUUGUUUGAAUCUGGGCUGAAAGCAAAAAAUCAAAAACAAAACAAAACAUUUCUUUUGUGAUGAAUCUUUUGGUAGGAAGAUUAAAAUUAGAGACCCAAAGUGUAGUGCAUGCCAGGGUUGUCAAAAAAAUAGUGUCUGUACUUUUGCCUGAGGGUGUGUGGUAAGCAUUUGCCUUUCUCUUUCAGAUAUACUGCCAGACAUUUGGUAGAAAACAUUCUCUGAAUGAGGGGAAAAGUGCCAUUUUUUUUAUGAUUUUCUGAACACGAAUCUCAAAUCCAGACAAAUCUGCCUCCUCAAGCAAAUCCCUUCUUGGCCAUAUUUGCCCAAAUUUCACGGGUUUCCUAUCUUCUAAUCUUUCCUCAGACAAAGUAUUGCGUGAGGGUACCUGUGUGCGUAUUUAUAGGUACAAUAAAGAGUUGUGUUGUUGCUGCUGACUGUUGACUUAAAGUAGGGCUAUGCAACAAGACGACACUUCAUCCGCCCUGUAGCUUUACCCUCUGGAAACUCCAGAUUCAGGCUUUAGUGUGACUGUGACCAAAUUUUACAUUCAUGUGUGAAGAGCUGUAAAUUGUAAAUGUAUUAUAUGAUGUACAGUUAACUGACAACACACACUAAAGGCACGAAUGGUAUCCAAGCGGAUAUAAGUGAAUUCACAGGGCAUUUUUGAGGUUGGCAAGUUGACUGCAUGACGCCUACUCAGAUAGAACCACCCAAAAUAUAAAACUGUGUUCUUCUCUUUCCAGACUUGGGUCAAGUUGUAUUUUUAAAUAAUUUUAGUGGUUUUUAAACUUGCUGGGAGAGCCAGAUUCUUCAGAUUGUUAAUGAAGUGGUUUUAUGUCACUCAAAAGUGAGACCUGAACCAGACUUGUACCAACUCCUCUGAAUCUUUACCUCUUCCAACUGGGCAGGGCAUAAAUCCUCACAGAAUAAGGCUGCAAUACUCUAUUUUCCUUACAGUCAACAAAUUUCAAACCAAAACUCAUUUCUUUCUGUGCUUUAUUAGCCUGAAGCCCAUUUAUACAACUAGCAAUGGCAACCUUUCUGAAUAGAUAACAAAACAUAAUUUUAUAAAUUUGUGUUUGUAGAGUAUUUCUUUCAAUUAUUUUUUUUAAAGUUAGUUACUGUAGACUUUAGAAAUGUUUUUCAACUUAAAAACUAGUUGGGUUGGUGCUAGUAAUUUGUUGGCAAUCAUUUCCAGCUCUAUAUUCAUCUUUAGAAAGUAAAAAAGUGCGUAUGAAUUUAGCUAAAAUGUAAUUUCAAAACCUUCUUGAAAACUAAUAUUGAAAAAUCUCUGUUGCAAUGACCAGUUCUUUGGAGCUUUCUGAUGAAAAGGAUAACCAGCCUGACAUUUCCUGUUCUGUCAUCUCAUUUUUUUAUAUUUCACUAUAAUUUUUUUGAAUAUUAAAAAAUAUAUUAAAUAAUGUAAGAAUAUAUUAAACAAUAUAUAAAAUGCAGAAUAUUAAUAUUAAAAGAAUAGUUGUUUUUUUUAACUAAUAAAAUUGCAGCAGUCUGGUAAUUCUGGUUAUGUGAUGCUACUUCAUUGUUCAAGCACACUGGGUUGUGAUUGCAGACAUCUCUAACUGAUGCCAUUCUCUUGCCUCUGUGGACUGAAAAUGCCAAUUUUGCCCAGUUAUCUUCCAGUAUCACUUUUGCUACAUUAGGGCACCAAUCUCUCUCUAACUGUUCAUUUUCAGAGUAUGGUCACUUAUUAAAAUUAUCUAAAAUUAAGGCAUUAAAAUUUCUUCAAUCAGUCCUUUAAAAGUGUUAAAAAUACUAGAUGUCUUUUUGGCUAACCAUUCUGUAUCGUAUGGUUAGCCAAAAUACUCAUGAGUAGCUUGGUCUGCUAGCUGACAUUAGGAUUGUGAAGUGUAAAUUAAAUGAAAACUGGAUUUCAGCCAAAAUUUUGUGGGAUUAAUGAAACUGGUACUACAAGUGUACACAAGGCCUGGUUUAUUUUGUAUUUCGAUAUGAAUUGCAGCAGUGAAACCCAACAUGAGGUCCAGUACAAACAUUUCUAUCAGGCUAGCUUACAUGUAUUAGUUUGUUGGUGAUGCUAACAACGAAAGGGGUUUUUUUGUUUUUUUUUAAUGUUCAAUUAGAGCCUCAACUGAACCACAUAAACUGAUCCAAAAAAACACAUUAUUAUUUUUAAAUCGUUUCUGGGCAGCAGUUUUGAAUACACAGAGAAUACUUAAAUCCACUCUUUGUUUAGUUCUUUUAUUGGCUUCCAAAUAGGGUUGGCCAUGUUCUGCAUUAUUCCUAUCCUUUAAAGUACAUAGCUGAAAGAGUUCUCUUUAAUAACAGCAUGCUACUUAAAUGUACACUGCUAUACGUUAUGUUGAAAAGCUUUGAAAAUAGGCAAGAAUUUGUUUCUUAUAUCAGCCAUGGAGGUGAUGAUUAUAGUCCUUGUUAUCUGAUAUCUCAAAAACCUCCUGCUUUUAUUAUAGUACAAAACCUCUGUGCCUAUUUUGUUCUGGCAAGUUUAUAAACAUGCAAAUUAUUUGCAAAUAUUCUAACCCAGUCUGAUUUUAUCCAAAUACACUUUGAAUUUUUUUCUCUUAAUUGUGCAAUCUAUUUGAUGGAUCUCACGGGAUUUUAGACCAUAAAGGUGUGACUCUGUUCUUCAUCGGGGUAACAGUAGAUUGCUUGUUGUCUCAUUGUAAGUUGCUAUAUUGAGGCAGAGAUUUGUGUUUAUGUCAAAGACCUUAUUCUCAAACCUCCAGUGAGCCCUACGUACCCAGGGUGCCAAGUUUUCCUCUUCCAGUUUUCUAAAGCUGCCCUCCCACCCCCCUCUGGACAUGUCCUCUUUGCAUGUUCUCAAAAGAAAAUGUGCAUGUGCUAAAAAAAAAGAAACGAAAAAAGAUAAUAAUAAUAAUAGAAGUAUUGUUUGGCUUCAUUAUGUCCAUGAUUUGUACAAUUCGUUCCUUGGUUGUAUUUUCUGAUUAUCUAAACAAACGAUGUAUCGGUUUCAGGUAAAGAAAAAAAAAGAAAAGAAAACAAGCUUGAAUAACAUUUUCUCACAGAACCACCAAAGUGGAAGCAGAUUAGAGGUUCUGGAGUGGCUGAUCCUUCGCUGCCUGAUCUGUUACUUGACUGUCUCUCCUGCAGUCAUUUGGACUCUACCUAUAGAUUUUGUAUGAAUAUAAGUCAUUGAAUAAAGAGGUAUGAUUAUGAAA
Molecule: messenger RNA, 11732 nt
Organism: Oreochromis niloticus (Nile tilapia)
Lineage: Eukaryota; Metazoa; Chordata; Actinopteri; Cichliformes; Cichlidae
Gene: cacna1bb
Product: calcium channel, voltage-dependent, N type, alpha 1B subunit, b
Exons: 54
Coding region: 110-7726 (2538 amino acids)
Biological process (GO): calcium ion import across plasma membrane; chemical synaptic transmission
Cellular component (GO): membrane; voltage-gated calcium channel complex; neuronal cell body
Molecular function (GO): high voltage-gated calcium channel activity
Source: RefSeq, a predicted model, not a curated record